Molecule: messenger RNA, 1206 nt
Organism: Medicago truncatula (barrel medic)
Lineage: Eukaryota; Viridiplantae; Streptophyta; Magnoliopsida; Fabales; Fabaceae
Exons: 3
Coding region: 1-1206 (401 amino acids)
Source: RefSeq, a predicted model, not a curated record
AUGGAGUGCGUUACAACUGCUACAGCUUCAGUACUAGUGAAUGGUUGCCCGACUGAUGAGUUUCAUUUUGAAAGAGGACUCCGUCAAGGGGAUCCUCUAUCUCCGUUUCUGUUUCUGCUAGCGGCUGAAGGCCUUAACGUGAUGAUGUCUGCGGUUGCCUCCAAUGGAUUGUUUACAUCGUAUUCAGUUGGGACGCAGAUACUUGUGUCGGUGUCUCAUUUGCAGUUUGCUGACGACACUUUAUUGGUUGGUAUUAAGUCUUGGGCUAAUGUUAGAGCAAUGAAGGCUGUUCUUUUAUUAUUUGAAGCUAUAUCAGGUCUAAAAGUUAAUUUUCACAAAAGCAUGUUGUUUGGUGUGAAUAUUACUGAGUCGUGGUUACAUGAGGCAGCAGUGGUAAUGCAUUGUAGACAUGGACGGUUACCUUUCAUUUAUUUAGGUUUGCCUAUUGGUGGAGAUCCUCGUAAACUUAUCUUUUGGUACCCUUUGGUAGAGAGAAUUCGUCGUCGGUUAUCUAGGUGGAAGUCUAAAAAUUUAUCGUUGGGAGGAAAGUGGGUGUGGAGGGUUUUGGAGGAUAAGGAAAGUUUAUGGAAUGUGGUGUUGCGUGCUAAAUACGGAGAGUUUGGGGGGAGGGUGCGGUUUUGUGAGGGUGUUGGAUCGAUUUGGUGGCGUCAGUUAAACCAAGUUAGAGCUGGUGUGGGGUUGGUUGAGUCUACGUGGUUGGUUGAUAACAUAGGCAGGAAGGUUGACAUAGCUGACAGAUGGGUGUGGAGACUCCACUCAUCACAAGUAUACACGGUGCAUUCUGCUUAUUCUUACUUAACAGCGGUGGAUACUAACAUCACUGCAGAUUUUGAUCAAUUUCUAUGGCUUAAAGCGGUUCCCUUAAAAGUUAAUAUUUUUGUUUGGCGGCUUUUUCUGAAUAGACUUGCUACAAAGGAUAAUCUUCGUAAGAGGAAUAUCCUUGAGGCAACCAAUGUUUCUUGUGGUGCUUUAUGUGGUAACGAGGAGGACAUGGAUCAUUUGUUUUUCCAAUGCAACUAUUAUGGUCGUUUAUGGCUUAUGAUUUCGGAUUGGUUAGGUUUUGUUACGGUUCUCAAUGGCAAUUUAUAUUCUCAUGCUCAUCAGUUUUGCGCUCUAGGUGGGUUCUCAAAGAAUUCUAUGCAAGCUUUUACUAUCAUUUGGAUUUCGGUCUUAUAUACUAUAUGA